AUUCAAAAUUUUAUGUAUAUGGACAAACAAAAUGUCCACAGUUAAAGGCCGGAACUUUUCAGUUACAACGAACUACAAUGAUUACUUUGGCGUCGCACAAUUUGAGAAACUGUCACAACGUGUGUAUGACCGGCGUCAUAAAAGUCUUAGGAAUGUCGAUAAAUUAUCCUCGGUUGAAGAUGUAUAUGAAUCAAUGGUGAAGGAAUUGAAGCUGACUUCCAAUAAGGCUCUUCCACACAUUAAUAAGCUGGUGAAGAAGGCGUCUGGGAUAAUGAAGCUGUCACAAGUCCAAAACCCUCCUCGCCCAGCCACAACUCCUGACUUUGAGAACUUUAAUUAUGACGACCUUUUCUUGGAUCUGGACAAUCGUAAUUAUAGGACUGGAGAAUUUAGCUCUCAUCUGGAGAAACAUCAAAGCGAAAUAAUAUCCAAACUUGCACAGAAUGGGGGCAAGUUUUCAGAAAUAUGGGACGAAUUUGAAGAAGCAACAUAUUCAAGAAAUAGUAGCAGACCAACGAUAACAAAUUACGAACCUCUUGAAUCCCGAUCUUCUCUGGCAAGCAAAUCCACGGACGCCACCACUACGAAUUCGAGUCGAGUUGCAUCUAAACGACCGUCCUGGAAAUAUUUCGCAAAUCAUAACGUGCUUUCGUCCACGUCCAUUACUACUUCUUCAACUAGCACAAACAGGUCAAGGUUUUUGCCAUCGACUAAAACCUCAGCCAAACAAAUGCCCCACAACAGGAGACCCCUUACUGCACAAGAGCCAAGGAGCAAAUCCGAUUACAUGAAACAAGUAUUCGUUGUCAAAGGUCAAAUCGUGACAUUUAACUUUAAGGCGAAUGAAUUUUACAAUUUUAAAAAUUGGUUUGGGGACGACACAGUGUUGAAGAAAUGCAAUGGUGAAUUUAGAAGGGAAUUGGAUUUGAGUGGCUUCAAGAGUUGUGAAAUUCGCAUAAAAUUACAUGAAGGCUACAAACUGGUGGUAGAGGGAUAUCGACCACUUCGGAAUGGAGUGCCACCGUUGCGACACAAAUCUACUGUCCUCCUUCCUGCAGGUGUUCCUGUGGAUAAGCUAUAUAUAUGUCGCACUCCCAACGGAAGAUUGAUAAUAAUCCAGGCAGGCUGA
This is a messenger RNA of Folsomia candida, 1129 nucleotides long. RefSeq lists its product as uncharacterized. The transcript is spliced from 5 exons. The coding region runs from base 32 to 1129 and encodes 365 amino acids. The record is from RefSeq and is a predicted model, not a curated record. NCBI's taxonomy places the organism in Eukaryota, Metazoa, Arthropoda, Collembola, Entomobryomorpha, Isotomidae.